CCGAAAUUGACGAAGUCUCAGCAAUUCCUAGUCCAUCCUCGACAUAGACCAGUAGGGAUUACCUAUGGAAGGAGGAAAGACAGAGGGGCAUUCGAAGCGAGAUCGUCAGGCUACUGGCGAUACACAGGUACCGCGACAACGUCAGCCAUCGUCAGGGUCAACUCUGUCAGGGAUAUUUCAGAGCAAAAAGUCUCAGCGUAGACAUCAGUAUACGAACGACAUACAAGACUACGAGCUGUUGAGCGAUAUCGGGGGUGUCGAUGACAUAUCAUACUUGUAUCUGGCGCGACAUAUACCCACUGGCGAGUAUGUUGCGCUCAAAUACACCGACCUGACCCUGUCCCCAGACUACGAGCUCAUCGACGAAUUGAUUCGCACCGUGCGAAACACGAAUCUUUGCAAACACCGCAAUAUCUUACCGUAUUGGACAACUUUUGUUGAGAACGAACGCAUGUGGAAUGUAACGUAUCCCAUGAGAGCGGGCACUUUUCGGAAUAUCAUGCGGAACCACAUCCAUGAAGGCUUUAGCGACACUGUUGUCGCCACUGUGAUGCGAGAAGUUCUAAAAGCUAUCAUUUACAUGCACGACAAUAGAAUGAUACAUAAUGAUAUUCGUGCAGAUAAUAUCCUUCUCGACGUGCGGGGAGAGAUUCGCCUCACGGGCCUCCGUAAUAUGGUGUCCCUAGCCCAAGGGGGAGAGUACAUCAAAUCGGUGUUCUCGCUAGUUGGCGACAAUAUUGAAUGGGCAGCUCCAGAGGUUAUGGCACAAAACUCGAAUUACAACGAGAAAGCGGACAUAUAUAGUUUUGGUAUAACUGCGUUGGAGUUGGCUUUCAACCGAACUCCGUUUGACGACUGGCCGCCGUUGAAGAUUCUGUUAAGCAAACUAGAGUAUGCCUGUCCCGCAGUAGCUUCGGAGAAACUUUUGUCGAAAGACUUUUACCGUAUGGUCAGCGCUUGUAUCCGAAAAGACCCUAACAGAAGACCAACAGCCCGUGAACUAGCAGAGCACGUUUUCUUCAAGAGCGCAAGGAACGCACGUUACUUAGAGACCCACAUUGUGCAACGCAUAAUAGGUGGUUACAAACAAGACCCGACCGCAACGGUUUCGACGUAUAGUGAAACUCCGCAUGUCACUCAGCAUGACACCCAAACGGACGCAGAGCAGAGCACGGGGAGCUUCUCUAUAGCGCAGUCGCUGCAUGCGUUAUCACAGGCUAGCAAGGGAUCUAAGAAGAACUCACCUCAUGCGUCGCGCGAUAAAUCAGUCGCAGGAAGCGUGGAGAGGCUGUCAGUUGCCAAUAAUCAGGUAGUUCCUGCAUGAAUAAUUGUUCAGGUACUCGCGGCAGCGACUCCGGAUGUAGUGUAUUGUAUUAUCUAAGUUGCACUAGUCCGUUAGUCGCCUGGUUGCCGACCGUAUGAUGCGCCGGGCAUCAUUUCGGACGGCUGUACCAAAGGGCCUUCACCUUCAGAGCAUUUGCUCCACAGCAUUGAAGAGAAUAGUGCGCUCUGCCUCAUUGAAAUUAUAUAGAUCUUCAAGAUCUGCACUCGGUUGCUACAAGCUAUAUAAUUUAUUCAAUAAAAAACUUAAAUAUAUCGGCCGG
Spizellomyces punctatus DAOM BR117 is the source of this 1604-nucleotide messenger RNA. Its product is annotated as STE/STE20/FRAY protein kinase. The record is from RefSeq and is a predicted model, not a curated record. Gene Ontology annotation, biological process: protein phosphorylation. The transcript has 10 exons. Gene Ontology annotation, molecular function: protein serine/threonine kinase activator activity; protein kinase activity; ATP binding. The coding region runs from base 65 to 1324 and encodes 419 amino acids. Lineage: Eukaryota; Fungi; Chytridiomycota; Chytridiomycetes; Spizellomycetales; Spizellomycetaceae.